AUGAAGAAAUCAGCCUUGAGCUUCUCAGUUUUGAGCUCCCUGAGACGUGGGAGACGCUCUCCAACGAGAACUGGGCGUGAGGAUACCCCGGGGGUCUUUCUGAAAGACCUUGCAAAAGCGGCCAAGGCCCCCGGGACGGAACUUCCCGGGCCGCAGCGCGGUCUCUCGGCCACACCUGGCCGGGCGUGUGCCGCGGAGACCCCGGUGCCGCGCGCGCGGACCCCGCCCGACGAGCUGUCAGCGGCCGCGGAGCCCCGGCAGCCGCGGCGGCUCGCGCGCCCACAGCCCGGGCGGCCCCGGAGGCAGCGGCGGCCGCGGGACAAGGACCCGGGGUCGCACGACGCCCCCACCCCCACCCCGCGCCGCCCUCGGAGCCCUAGCCCCUGGCGCGGGGUCCCGGGCGGCCGCCGCCGCCGCCGUCGCAGCCGCCACCGCCGCCGCCAUCUUCUUCCUGCCCUCGGCGUGGCGCGCGGUGGCUUCUCGCGCCGCGGUGGGCUCGGCCGUCCGGGACCCCGCGCCAGGCUCCAUGCAGCCGGGCCGCGCGGCCGGGGACAGCGGCCGCCUCCGAGGCUCGGGUCGGGCGCCCGGCGGCAGCGGGCCGAGCGCGGCGGCGGACGGAGGGUCGGCGGAGGAGCCCCGGGGCGGCGGUCUCUGCGACCGCUGCCCGCCGUCUGCGAGGUGUGCGGCGGCCCGCCCGGGGCCCCUUUUGCAGGCUCGGUGACCGGAGUGCGCCGGCGCCGCCUGCCCGGUCUUGGCACCGCCUGCGCGGCCGCGGCAGCGAGGGCCCGGCUCCAGAUCCCCGACCCCCGCGAGCCCUGGCUCCAUACGUCCGCUAUUUGGGCUCCAUCUCCUCUGCAUAUUUAUGAUCUCCCGUCACAUUGUCUGGCCUCUGGGUUUCCGUUGACAGUUUCCAAAACACUCGAGCAAGAAGGAGCUCGGGGUUGCUGGCCUACAGGUGGGGGCGCGGAGGGGAAGCCCGAGGAGCCGGGUGCCGUGUGCGUUUCAAGCGCCCGCGGGCGUACUGCACUGUUUUUCGGGAUGAGGGUUGGGGUACGGCUUUUGGCCGCCGCGGUGCCCUUGCUCCGUCACCUGGGCGUCCACUUUGCUUAAACGCACCGUCCUUGGCCGCUCUGGGGUGUGACUCCGCACCGAGCGCGGCGUCAAGACCACCAGGCUCAGGAAUGGUGCAAGUGAAGAUGCUCCGUGAAGGGACCUAGGGAGGGCCUUUGCCACCUGCCUCCCACGUGGUUGCUGCGUGCUCCAUUUAGGGUGACUGUGGCGAGUCCAUUUGCCAACUUCAGAACUGACCUGUGUCUGUUGCCCUUUUGAUUAGCACAAGGAAAACUGUGAUUCUUCCCCUAACAUUAAGCUGUCUGGAAUUUUCCCUAGAUCUAAACUUGACAGCCAGCUAUAAACAGGUAUGAAUAGAGCAAAAUCGGGCUCAUGUUGAUUCAUCAGAGAACCUUGAGGGUCCUGUUGUCACUAGCGAGGACCUGGUUCCAGACUCUGAGCAAAUUUAACAGUGUACGGUCUGGGGCAGCAUGCCGAGAGCAGCCACCUGCCAGUCUUGACAGCAGGGUAAGAGCCCAGAUGAGGGAACAAGAUGGACUAAAAAGGCUCCAGAGCUGGCACCUGACCCUGCUUGGCCUCGGAAAAGGAGGAACCAAUGCCUUUGGAACAUCCUUACCCUUUUUCAUAGAACAGUUUGCAGGUACACAAUUCUAAAUAUUGCUGUGACCAUUUUCAUGAAAUUCUGUUGUGUUAUACUUCGUCAAAGCUGAGCCUUAAUCAAAAACAAACGGUCUGGUCAAAACUUCAGAGUCAUUUUGAAAAUCAAAAGGUAAUGAAAAUGUUAUGCCCUCUAAGAUUCCUUAUAGCUUAAAUUCUAUCAUUCUCUGACCUUUUAUAGUGUAAGACCAUCCUUCUUCCAUUGUUUACUGAUCGUCAAGAAGGAGGUAGACUUGUAUUGCUUGUUUGUGUCAGCUCUCAUUUAUUGCCUCACCACAAUUAGUGGCGUAUUGCCCCUGCCUUUAACUCAACAGGAGCUGGAAGGGAAGGAAUCUGAAAUCCUGUUUUCUAAGGCAGCCAGUUGUAGGAAUGGAUUUCUCUCAUUUUCUGUAUCAGGCCGGAGGAGAAACACUGUUCCAAAGUCUGUGCCUAUCAUUUAAAAUAGUCAGCAAAGAGGAAAGGAGCGCUGUGUCCAGACUAGGUACGAAGGUGUCACAUGCUGAGGAGCAAAGUGAAGACGGGAAAACAGACUUGCAGCUUCUCAUCGGCUGGGUCUUCCCUGGAGCUGGUUAUUUUAUUUAAUGCUUUGUGAAACUGCCCAAUUUCAAACCCAUUAUGAAGUCAUACUAGAAAAACAUUUUUAAACAGUAUAAAACUUUCAUUUCACACUACUCUUCCCUUGUAUAGGUUUUGGUCAUUAGACAAUCAAAUACCUUAUUGCAUACAAAACUCGUUUUCCUUGGGUUAAUUCAACUUACUGCAACUGAUUCAGAAUCCAGGAAAGGGUGUUUUCAAAUACAUAUGCUAAGUCUUGGUAAGAAAUAGUUACACAGCAUUGAAGCACCAGGUCUCUGAGGAAAAGAAUUAGGAGUUCAGAAACAACGUUUUUUAUAUCAGGUGUAAAAAGAUACAGGCCUAGAUUUAUAAUAGCACCAUUAGGAAACAAUAGGAAUGUUUCAAAAACAUGACAACUCUCACCAUUAAAGAGACGUCAGAUGGCAUUCUGAGUUAAACUGUAAGAGAAAAAUGAUUUUGGGGUGCCUGGGUGGCUCAGCCGGUUGAGGGUCCGACUUCGGCUCAGGUCAUGAUCUCACGGUUUGUGAGUUCGAGCCCCGUGUCCGGCUCUGUGCUGAAAGCACAGAGCCUGGAACCUGCUUCGGAUUCUGUGUCUCCCUCUCUCUCUGCCCCUCUCCUGCUCACAGUCUCUCUCUCUCUCUCUCUUUCUCUCUCUCUCUUACAAAAUUAAACAUUAAAAAAAAUUUUAAAAGAAAAACGAUUUGGAUGACAGUCAGCUACAGCAAUUUAACUUAGUUCAACGAAGAGUGAGCUGGUGUGCUAUUAAUAUGUCACUGUCCUAGCUGCUGAUGUAAGAAAUAACAUUAUUGAUGGGAAAUAGUUUUAAUAGAGGAAAGUGAAGAGUAAGAACAAGAAGUUGGGAAGAAUCUUAUAUGUAAACAGCAGAAAAGAGAAAAACUCAAGCUGAAAAACCUUUCUUAAGAAAGGGAAUUCUAUAUUCAAAGUUACAUUUUAAUAUACAUGUGUAACAACUUUGAUGAUAUAAAUUUAAUUAAGAGUUUGUAAAAUUGUUGCAUGUAUUUUUAAUUAAGCGUGUAUUCUUGUACCUUCUAAUUGUAAUGUCUAUCACAUGGCUAUCGUAUUCUGAAAAUAGCAAAGCACAAAAUAUCAGUUUUUAAAAUAAUGGAAAUUUGGAAAGAAGUAUACACAGUUUAAAAAAAUAAAUUGUAUAACUUCAUAUUUUAGUAAUUAAAGAUUUAACAGUUGUGAUUUUAUGGCUAAACAAAAUAAAUUGAAUGCAUUGUGCAUGAAUCCUGGAUUCAAGCUCCUGAAAACUGUCAUGAAGUCUAUAAACUGGUUCUCUGUGCCUUUUCAUUGGUAAAUGGGCAAAACCUAUUCUACAAUAGGAGCUGAAAAAAAUACUAUUUCUACUUUUCUUUCUCUUUUACAGAUAAUUUUGAAUGUUUCCUUUCAUUUAAACUUAUAGUAGGUUUUACUUUUCAACUACAAAGCAUUUUAUCUCAAUGGCACUUUAUAUAUGUGCCGCUAAAAUAUGUUUGAAAUUCGUUCUGUAUACUUUUCCUGAGUAACAAAAACAUCAAAUACUUUAUUUAUUUAUUUUUUUUAAUGUUUAUUUAUUUUUGAGAGAGACAGAGCAUGAGCAGGGGAGGGGCAGAGAGAGAGGGAGACACAGAAUCCGAAGCAGGCUCCAGGCUCCGAGCUGUCAGCACAGAGCCCAACGUGGGGCUUGAACUCACAGACUGUGAGAUCAUGACCUGAGCUGAAG
This is a messenger RNA of Panthera uncia (snow leopard), 4030 nucleotides long. Its product is annotated as serine/arginine repetitive matrix protein 1-like. Bases 1 to 1110 code for a protein of 369 amino acids. The transcript is spliced from 3 exons. The record is from RefSeq and is a predicted model, not a curated record. NCBI's taxonomy places the organism in Eukaryota, Metazoa, Chordata, Mammalia, Carnivora, Felidae.